Messenger RNA from Mercenaria mercenaria, 10308 nucleotides. RefSeq names its product serine/threonine-protein kinase LATS2-like. The record is from RefSeq and is a predicted model, not a curated record. NCBI's taxonomy places the organism in Eukaryota, Metazoa, Mollusca, Bivalvia, Venerida, Veneridae. The coding region runs from base 468 to 4253 and encodes 1261 amino acids. Gene Ontology annotation, biological process: hippo signaling; peptidyl-serine phosphorylation; regulation of organ growth. Gene Ontology annotation, molecular function: ATP binding; protein serine/threonine kinase activity. The transcript is spliced from 7 exons.
UAUGAGGGAUUAUUGAUUAUUUUCUCGGAAUUAACUUUCGGAAUACUAUAUGAGUUUGUACUUCGUCUGAAAUUUCGUCCGUCAAUUUAGCAACUAGUGGUUUACGUGUUCUGUAACGCAAGAAAGUAGAUCACCGAAAACAACAUGGCGGAUACGGAUAUCGCCGUACAAGAUUGAGGAAUAAUUUACAGCAGUAUAUUUUGAAUUGGACAGUGCCAACUUUUCACAAUGUGUAUGAGGCAGUCUGACCCUACAUAAAGUACAGCAUGGCAGAGAAUCUGACUUCUUUCCUCCUAUCCAGUGGGAAAUAGAAAAUGUGUUGAUUGUUUAUAUCUACAUGGAGAAAAUGUAGAGAUAUUGUAUACAUAUCUUGUGAAUAGCUAUAUAUAUUGCAUGUAAUCUGGAUUUAAUUGUCUUAGACAAAAUAUAUUCUAUGAAUAUUGUGAUUUUUCGGCCCACAAUCACACAUGAUAAACGGACGAAAGAGACAAGAGCCUCGGAGGCCUCUUGUCUUGCAGGAUGAAAAGAGAGAGAUUUUAAAGUCAUUACGUGACAGUCUAUCAAAAACGACUGGUACCGGGCAAAAUAAUAAUAAUGUAACAAAAGCGCGUGAAUCACCAGAUAGUUACGGAAUACAGACUCGCCAUGAUAGUGUUUCGUCUGGAAGCACACCAGGGUUGACAAAACCUAGCUCUAAUGCUCAAACAAAGAAACAAAAUAGUUACAAAACAAAAGCUUUGCACGAGAUUCGAGAAACAUUGAAACCGUAUAAAACUGAUUCAGGGAAUUCAAGUCUGGAGUCCUCUCAAGAUGGGUCUACUACAACAGAAUUUAACAAAACAGUGAUACAGCAUUUGGCACCAGGCAGUAACGAGGAGAAAGCACGAUCCUUGUUGAUAUCGGGCGGCAAAGAUUUGGAGUCGGCAAUAGACACAAUUCACAGGCUGCAACUUGACGGCAAAAAUGGCAUUUCUAAAACGGGUUUGAACAUAAGACCUCGACGGAAGCACAGUGUAGAUACUGCAAGUCCAGGCUCAGAUAGUGCCAGUACGCGGUCAGAGAGUCCAGGUCUCUCAUCGGGACCCGGAUUUCCAAGAGGUAUACCAGGGCCGCAGUCUUCACGUAGUCAAACACCUGUCACUGCUUCCCGUGUUCUUAGUCCAACAAAUGUUCCAGUUAUGGUGAACGGAACUCAGACGCCACCCCCAGUUCCCCCUCGGCUGCCAAUGGGAGUGUCUGCUAGUAGCCUUCAGGGUCAGUCACCUAUGAAUUCUGAUGCAAGUUUUAACUCCACUCAAGGUGCAGUAACUCCGACUGUCUCCCAGUCAACUCCCCACUACCAAACGAGUAGUCAAACUAAGAUGGUUCCGGUAUUUUCUUCACCAGGGUUUUCACCAUUUAACAUGGAACAUAGUAUAGCCAAUGUUUCUAGUGCAGUGAUACAGACUUCCACACCAAAUAUUCAACGUGUUGUAAGUUCACCUGUUGUUCAGCAUCAACAACCUGUGCAACAGUUAUCACAGAAUAUUGUACAGGUUCGUGGAGGCCAUCAGAACGUGACAAUAAAGUACCAGCACCGGCAGCCCCCUCCGCCUUACGGCCAUCAAGGGCCAGGAAGUCAGCAAAAGGCGUCAACGGUUAUGAUACGUCCUGCUGAUCAGUCUCCAUUGCACCGGCAAAAUUACCAGAUUCAAGUUAGCUCACAUUCACUAGAACAGCACAGUAUGGAGAGCAUGCAGAUACAGCCGGGUCAAGGUCAGCCGGCAUGGGCAGCAGGUCAGCCACCUAUUAUUAUGCAGCAAGUUAACAGUCGUGAAGUAAAGAAACCCGUCUUACAGACUGCAACAACGCCGCUUUCACCUCUGAUGCAACAGCAGAGUCAGAAAUUUAUCUCAUCAGUUGAAACGCAUAUUAAUAGCUCACCUGUACAACAACAGCAGCAACAUGUAGCAAAAGGAAAAUUUCAGAUUCAAAUAACUGAUGUUAAUAAUGGGCAGUUAAUAUAUCCCAAUGGAGACAGAGUAACACCUGAGCAAUAUCAACAUCAUUUUCGAGGACAUGGUGGUCAUAAACCUGUGAUACAAAUCCAGUUAAAUCCUCAUCAACAGUAUGCAUACCCCUAUACAAAUAUAGACCAUAAUAUAAUGAUGCAGCAAGCAAAUGAUACACCCAUAUCAACGCCACGCUCAGGUUCACCUAUGUCUAUUUCUCGAAAUACGAAUCAGUCACCAAUGUCAAUAUCAUCAAACCCUUCAACAAGCUCUGACAUUCCAGAUCGGCCUCCGCCCCCUUACCCUGGUCCAGGCAGACCAUUAAAUCUCACAAACAACCUUGUACCAGGAAACCCGGUACCCAUUGUUCAACCCAUUCCGCAGAACCCAGUUACAAUGGGUUUUCCUCACCCACAAAUAGUGCGGUCACAGCCUGCAGCUAUACAGCAUGGAAUGGCAACCAAACCGCAAGGACAUCCGCUGCCGCAGCAGAUGCAACAAGAUCAGCCACCAUUACCUCCUCGCAUUCCGAUAAACCAAAGUAAACCACCUCCUCCACUACCACCAGUUGAUCAACAAGAAGAAUCUCAACCCCCGCUCCCUCCGAAACCUCGAAAAACUCCAAAUAUUGAAAGUGAAGGUGCAUCGCUAGAACAAAAUGACAAUGAUACUGAUGUUGAAACUAUGUCUACAACAUCAGAUAUGAGUACAUCAGAUAACAAACGGACUUGCACCUCACCCAUUCCGGAACGUAAACCAGAUUCUGAGGAAAAGGAAAUUUUAAGAAGAGACUCCUCAGUACGCAAUUACUCUCCACAAGCAUAUAAAUUUUUUAUGGAGCAACAUGUUGAAAACUUGCUGAAAAAUUACACCCAGCGACAAACUAGAAAAUUACAGCUGGAAAAAGAAAUGGCAAAAGCUAAUCUUUCGGAUGAAGCACAGCUUCAGAUGAGACGAAUGUUGCAACAGAAAGAAUCGAACUAUAUCAGAAUGAAACGUUCAAAAAUGAACAAAGACAUGUUUGAAAAAAUAACAACUUUAGGUGUUGGUGCUUUUGGUGAAGUCCACUUGGUACGUAAGAAAGAUGUCAUGCAGCUGUAUGCAAUGAAAACGUUGCGUAAAAUGGAUGUGUAUAAGCGAAACCAAGUGGCACAUGUGAAAGCGGAGCGUGAUAUUCUUGCGGAAGCUGACAAUGAAUGGGUGGUGAAGUUGUACUAUUCGUUCCAAGAUCGCGAUAAUUUAUAUUUUGUGAUGGAUUACAUUCCAGGUGGGGAUUUAAUGGGAUUACUGAUCAAAUUUGGAAUUUUUGACGAACCUCUUGCAAAAUUUUACAUUGCAGAGUUAGUGCUAGCCAUAGAAAGUGUACAUAAAAUGGGAUUUAUACAUAGGGAUAUUAAACCUGAUAAUAUUUUAAUAGACAAAAGUGGACAUAUCAAACUUACAGACUUUGGAUUGUGCACGGGCUUCCGAUGGACCCAUAAUUCCAAGUAUUAUCAAAAAGAUGGCGUCCACAAUCGGCAAGAUUCUAUGGACGUUAAUUGCUCGGAAUCACCAAUGUCCAUAGAUUGUCGAUGUCAGAAAAUCAAGACGUUGGAGCGGAGGAAACAACACAAGAAGUGUCUGGCACAUUCCUUGGUUGGCACGCCAAACUACAUUGCUCCUGAAGUGCUGCUCAGGCAAGGUUACAAGUCUUGUUGUGAUUGGUGGAGUGUGGGUGUCAUCCUGUAUGAGAUGUUGGUUGGACAACCACCUUUCUAUGCUCAAACCCCACAAGAAACACAGUACAAGGUUAUACACUGGGAGCAGACGUUAAAAAUUCCGCGCGAGGCCAAUCUUUCACAGUCAUCAAAGGACCUAAUUGUCAGACUGUGUUGUGGUCCUGAUGAAAGACUCGGGAAGAGUGGUGCGGGUGAAAUCAAAACGCAUCCAUUCUUUGCACAUAUUCAGUUUGAAGGACUUCGAAAACAGCCAGCGUUAUACAAACCAAAAAUUCGCCAUGCAAUGGACACGUCAAAUUUUGAUCCCGUGGAAGAACGGGAAGAUGACAGUGAUUCGGAAAAUGAGAUGAGGAAUUUAGACCACCCCUUAAAUGGAAAGUUUCCAGAACAUGCAUUCUUUGAAUUUACAUUUAAGAGAUUUUUCGACGAUGCUGGUCAUCCGUACCCAACUGCAAAAUACGUGGCGGAAAGAAAUGAACGAACUGAAGAGAAAAAACAAGAUACAGAAUCAAACGGAGAAUCAAACUCACCUGUCUACGUGUAGCAUAUGCUCAAUAUAGUAAAAGGUCAUUUUCCUGUAUGAAGAUUUUUGCUCAAGAAGUAGUAGUAGUAGAAUGAAGGAAAAAAUGUCUUGGGUUGUGCAAUGUAUUCACUAGCGAUAGCAGUUUAAUGAAAUCUUCAGUAGCUUUCAUUUUGUUAUUUUAAGUUACUGAAAUGAAAUAUUUAACAACCCAAAUAUAGAAGUGAAUUGUGUUCAAAGCUGUUCAUCUUAAUGCAUUUUUUGUUACCUCACAGUCGAUGAUGUUUUAGUCAUUCUUUUAUUCUUAGUUUUUGUGUUUUAUAAAUUUGUAAACAAUGUUUUACAUAGUGUCACAGUUCAAACAUAAAUAAACACAUUUUUUAUCUGAACCUAAUUAAUUAUAAAGGGUACGCAGCAUGCAUAGAUGUUUAAUUAUUAACCCAUUCAUGAAUUAUAAUCUAUGAAAGUAUUCAGAUUAAACUUUUAUGCAAAAUAUAAACAGUAGAUUUGAAAAUGGCGGUCAUUUGCAAAGAAUUCUUUUGAUUUAAAUAUGAAAAAAUGUAGACUGGCUUACACUAUUUUCUUGCUUUUGUAUAAAUGAAAGAAUAACUUCCUCAAAAGAGGAAGUCUGUGUCAAGUUUAUAUCUGUUUGCUAAGCUUUCUGUAAGAUUUCUGGUGAUAGAAAUUGUAUGUCAAGCUGGAUGGCUGUUUUAAGUUUGCAUUCAAUGCAGUGUGUUCAAAUCUAUGUGUAUUUGUCUUCGAUUUUUAAUUGACAUCUUUUUUUUCUAAAAAUGAAAUCUAGAGACAAGAAAGUGGAAUGUAAAUUGCUUAAUGAACUUGACAUAUUAUCUUUAAUACAAAAUAUGUAAUACACUUCAUAAAAUGUGCUUGUGCUUGUAUAAUUUUUGUAUUUUUUUCUUUUUACAUAAUGAGAAUCAAAUUUCACAGCUGAUGUAAGACGCAGACCCUCCCUCACUUCUAAGUCAAAAAAAAACUAGGUUCUAAUAAGUGUCCAGAGUAUUUUUGAAGUGAUGUUCAUAUAAACCAAACCCACUUCAUUUGCCACAAUUUCCAGAUUGUUUUUAGCUACCCUGCUAAAUUUCUAUAAUGAACUUGUCCAUCUUUCAGUUUGGACAGUACCAUUAACUGUUAAAAGGGGUGCUUACCAAAAAGAUACUGUCUGAAUAGCGAACAGUGCAGAUCUUGAUCAGAUUGCAGGGAUGUUCAGGCCUGAAUAGUGAACAGUGCAGAUCUUGAUCAGACUGCAUGGAUGUGCAGGCUGAUUAUGAUCUACAAUGGUCGCAAAGGCAGAAUCAAAUUUGUCCAGCAUGAUAAGGGUUAGUGCAUAAAUAAAACCUUGGCAUUUCAGUAGCAUGUGUAACUGUGUGGUAGAUAAAGUACAUAAAGCAUACCCUAAAUAGAUCAGAUGCAUUUAUUUGUCAGCAGCGUGUGGGGGUGUUAAUCAGUUACAAAUGAUAGAUGGGUUUAUAUUAUGGCUAAAUAAUCAGUUUAUAAAAGGGCAUAAAAUGUUGGCGAGAAAUGAAGAAGAUUUAUUAACAGUGUGAUAAACAAACCGGCUGUUUAGCAGACAACUGGUGCAAGAGUGUAACUUUAAAACUUCUGGUAUUAGUGUUUCAUUGAUGUCGAGUAUUUGAUUUCUUAAAAGUUGAGGGUUUUUCAGCAAUCUCUGGUAGUACUUUUACAGUAUUACACUUAAAGAAUCCUAAUGCUUUGAAACUUUGCAAGGAAUUAACAUUCAUUGUUUCAGAUUCAGUUUGCUUAUUUAAGGUAUGGAUCUAGGAUAUGACGACUUUUAAUAAUACAGUAUGAAAAAAAAUGAAUUGAUAUAUUCAAACAUCUGGUUUUUACCAGCCAAAGAAAAUUAUGCACCUACCCCUACCCCCUCAGUACUAUCAAUAUAUGUUAAUUCCUGGAUAUGUCUAUAACUUUUGUACAGUUUAUAUAUUACACUAUAGUUUUAGUAAAUAGAAGGUGACCUUUUACUAUGUAUAGUUAGACAGAAGUUUGUUGAGGACUUGGGUAACAAGCUUUUGUGGUGCCUUAAAAUAUAGCGUAACUAUGGAAACUAAGAUUUUACUUUGUUAUAGAAAGUUAAUUUUAGUCGAAGAAAGCACUAUGAAAUAUAGCAUUUUCUACAAAAUGUGAGAGAAAUUUAAAGUUGUUUACCAUACAGGAGUGAUAAUAGAUUGAUAAAGUCUGAUUUAAUGGAAGUUUAAUUGAUAAAAAUUGAAGGAAAAAAAACUUGUUUCCAUGGUUACUUAUUUGCAAUAUCUGUGAUAAUUUACUAUGAAUCUGUUACUGUACAGUGUUAUACAAAUAAUUUAUAGAUGAAACUUUUGAACAUUUACCAAAGUAAUCACUGAACGAUUAACACAUCAAGUCUGUUGUUGAUACAAGAUUCAGAUGUGCACAGUCAUUCAGAGUCCAGUGUUUUAAAACUGAAGUUUGGAACCAGUCUCAGAACCCCGGCAUCUGAUUGGUGGAUUUUGAACUCAGUUUUGAAAUUGACCAAUGAAAAAGCUGCUGUUUGAGACUGGUCUACAAACUCAAGUUUUAUAACCUUAGACCCAAUUGUAAAUGUAUGCCCCAACACUAACUCAGGGCUAUGCCAAGAAAGUACAUAUCCUUUAUUGAUUUACAACUUUGCAAAACAUUUAGAAUUACAGAAUACCAGCUAAUUUUUUUUUCAUUUCCAAUACAAUUGCACAUAAUUUGAACAAAAUGCAACAAACACAUUGGUUAAAUAGCAUUACAUUUAUAUCUAAAAUAAAAUGAUAAGACUUUUUGCCACAAAUAAAUUGGUGAUAUUUGUUAGCCCACCAUCAUCAGAUGGUGGGCUAUUCAAAUAACUCUGCGUCCGUGGUCCGUCAUCCUUCCGUCCGUCCAUCCUCCUUCCGUCCGUUAACAAUUUCUCAUUAUCGCAUCUCCUCAGAAACUACCAGGGGGAUUUUGUCCAAACUUUGUCAGAAUGAUGUAUUGAUACCCUAUUUGUGUCCCCCUCAAAAUCAGACUGGUUCAACAAUUCUUUAGUGAGUUAUGGCCCUUUGUUUAUUUCUAUAAUUUACAUAGAUUUAUAUAGGGAAAAACUUUGAAAAACCUCUUGUUCAAAACCACAGGACCUAGGGCUUUGAUAUUUGGUAUGUGACAUCAUCUAGUGGUCUUCUACUAAGAUUGUUCAAAUUACCUCCCUAGGGUCAAAUAUGGCCCCACCCCGGGGGUCAUAUGGUUUACAUAGACUUAUAUAGGGGAAAACUUCGAAAAUCUUCUUGUCCAAACCACAAAGCCUAGGGCUUUGGCAUUUGUAUUGUAGCAUCAUCUAGUGGUUCUCUAUCAAGUUUAUUCAAAUUAUCCCCCUAGGGUCAAAUAUGGCCCCGCCACGGGGGUCACAUGGUUCAUAUAGACUUAUAUAGGGAAAAGCUUUCAAGAUCUUCUUGUCAAUAACCUACAAAAUUCAAAUUUGGACCACAUGUAUAGUUUUGAGUGGCAAGAUGAACCUUGACAUGAGUUGACCUUGAUUUUGACCUAGUGACCUACUUUCACAUUUCUGUAGCUACAGCCUUCAAAUUUAGACCACAUGCAUAGUUUUGUGCACUGAAAAGAACUUUGACCUUGACAUUGACCUAGUGACCUACUUUUACAUUUUUGAAGGUACAGGCUUCAAAUUUGGACCACAUGCAUAGUUUUGUGUUCCGAAAUGAAAUUUGACCUUGAUUUUGACCUAGAGACCUACUUUCACAUUUCUCGAGCUACAGCCUUCAAAUUUAGACCACAUGCAUAGUUUUGUGUACCGAAACAAACUUUGACCUUUACAUUGACCUAGUGACCUACUUCCACAUUUUUGAAGGUACAGUCUUCAAAUUUGGACCACAUUCAUAGUUCUGUGUUCCGAAAUGAAAUUUGACCUUGAUUUUGACCUAGUGACCUACUUUCACAUUUCUCCAGCUACAGCUUUCAAAUUUGGACCACUUGCAUAGUUUUUGUACUGAAAUAAACUUUGACCUUAAGAUUAACCUAGUGAUCUACUUUCAAAUUUCUCAGACUACAGCCUUCAAACUUGAUGCACAUGCAUAUACUAAGUUUUGUGUACAAAGAACUUUGUCCUUGAAAUUGAUCUAGUGACCUACUUUCACAUUUCUCAAGCUACAGCAUGCACAGUGUUGUGUACGGAAAUGAAAUUUGACCUUGAGCUAGUCAGUAAGUCUUAAAAUUUGGAACACUCAAAAAUGGCACAUUGGUGGGCGCCAAGAUCACUCUGUGAUCUCUUGUUUUCUCUUGUUUUGAAGGAUUUAUCAUUAUUACUCUUCCACUCACUAGAGCAAACCAUGUAACCCAAGCAGUUUUAUUUGCUAUGUUUGGAUCGUUUAGAACCUUGGAAAUUUUUAGCAUUUUCUUCAUCCCUUGCGAAUUUGAAUGAUCAGUGUUGCAUUGUUAAUCUCUAAUAUCUAAAUUGAAAAAAAAAACAACACUAUUUUCUUAGGUCUUAAUGAUUUAACUUUUUUUUUCCUGUUGUUAAUUUCUUUCUAACUUCUUAUCAAGGUAAUGAAGAUGCAAAAAAUUGAAUGAUUUUAUUAUCUGCUUGUGUGCAAUUGUUAAACUACAAGAAAAUAAAAGAGCGAAAGUCUCCUUGAAAAGUUCAAAAGUUUCAUGAUUGUUUAACAAACAUGUAUGAGCCAGUAGUGAAAAUUUACAGUUUGCAUAAAAGAGCAUAAAUUGUCUAAAUUUUAAUAUAACUGUCAGGUGAAAGAUGCAUUGGUAUAAAGUUAAUUGUGAUAGAUUUGCAUAUAUGUAAUAAACAUUUUAGCUUCUUCAGACACAGUUUAUUGUUGCCACUUGAUAAAAUUAUGUAAAGUUAACUUUUUGACAUUUUUUUUGUAUAAUGUGUUAUUAUGGCAAUAUGACAGUUGGUGUUUUAAUUCAAGGCUGUGGUAUUUCUAAAGAAGAAUUGAAUUUUACUGGUGGUAUAAAUGUUCUGAAACAGAACAUAUACAAUGUAUUAAUGAGCAGAUUUAUGGAAACUUAAAUUUUAACAGCUUUAGGCAUUUAUAGAUAUUUGAGUUUACUGUGGAAAAUGAUUUUAUUUCUUCGGCAUAAAAUGUCACAGUUUGGGUAAUAAAAGACUAUUUCACAGGGAUUUCAAAUUUGAAAGAUGAAAUGAAUAGGUAUUGUAUUUAUUAAAUGCCAUUUAAUUUCAUGGGUUGGUGCAAGCAUGGAAUUCAUGAAAAGUAACCCCCACCCCCCACAGAUACACUUGAUUUAACAGUAUAUUUUACUAUUUACAUUAGAAUAGCAAUGUAUUAAUGUGGGUGACAGAUGAAAGAAAUGAUCAUAGCUCAGUUAUUUCAUGAUUAAGUAGUGAUGUGUCAAUGAUGUACGGAAAUUGCUUAUAAAUCACAAAUUGUCUUGCUAUGUUUAAGGAACGUUACAGAAAAUAGAAUGCGUAUACUGUAAAAAUCAUAAUUUAUGUUUAUCUUGCCAGUACAAAAUUGGUUAAAGGUAGUUUAUAGCUUGAAAUGGUAUCUGGAAUAUACUUAUUUUAUCAGUUGGGGCAUUUUUAAAUGUUUUGUAACUUUUAUACCAGAACAAAUGUUUUUAUAAAAGUUUUCAUGUUGUAAAACAAAUCUUAUGUUUUAUUGUUUGUAUUUAAUACUUUGUGUCAAGUUUUGUCACUGAGAACGUAAUUGUUACUGUAUAAAGUGUACAGUGUACAGACUCAUAUGUAAAUGUAUAUUAAGCCAUUGUACAGUUUCUUAGGCUUCGACCCGCUUGUAUAUUUUACCCCCCACCCUCCUUCAUUCCAUGGUGCACAUGUUAUAUCAUUGUUAAAUGUUACGUUAAUGUUGCAUCUUGGGUAAUAUGUAAAUUAGUUAUGUUUCUAUGGUGAUAGCUCACAAUGUAAAUAUUCUGCAUUAUAUAUUAUAUGUAAAGUUAUUUGAAGAUGUGGACAGGUAUAAAGAUGAAUGCGAAUUAUGUGUCAAAUAUUCAUAUACAUAAAAGGACUAAACCAAUAUCAUAAAUGAAAUAAAUAAAAAUAAAUUAAUAAUAAAAAAUACUAAAAUAA